Chara braunii is the source of this 5479-nucleotide messenger RNA. NCBI's taxonomy places the organism in Eukaryota, Viridiplantae, Streptophyta, Charophyceae, Charales, Characeae. The record is from the annotation of a GenBank genome assembly.
CAUUGGUUAGUCUAAUCCAAGAAAGCAAGAAGGAACAGCGAGAGCACAACGCCCGAUUAGAAGUUAUGAUGCGGAAUAUGAGACCCAUUGCGGUGCGAGCACCAAUGCAGGGAGGCAUGGCUGCUGCACAAGUUGCAGCGGGGCCAGCCGGGACAGCGGCAAAUGCCUGUUUUACAUGUCAUCAACCGGGACACUUGGCCCGAGAUUGCCCCCAUCGUGCCAUGCAGCCUCGAGCCGGGGUCGCGCCUGCAGCUGCAGCUCCCAUAGCUAACGGCCCAGGACGUGUAGGAGCCGUGAUGGAUGAUCAGGGGGGAAGUAAUGGAAUGAUGAUUUCCAGUGAGGAAGCAGCCGAGCUUAUCCCGCUGAAGCAGUAUGUAUCACUAGGAUACCCGGGGCUGGGAAUGAUUGGGACGAUUCGACCGGAACUCGAGUCCAGAGAUGUCGCCGAAUGGCGGCCUUCGUCGAGCAAAAUGGAGACGGGAGGCCCUACCUUUGUUACAGGGGAAAUCGAUGUCCUCGAGGUUACCCGAGCACUGGAUCAUCGAAUCCCUCUUUCCAUCGGCCACCUACGCUCCAUUUCAGAACAGGCAAACGAACGUAUGAUGCAACAUUGCAAAGCGAACCGGAAGCGAUUCGCCCUUGCACGCGCAAAAGAUCAGAAGGCGAAAGCGCCGACUUUGGAGGAAAAGGCGGACGUCGCCCCUGACUCCAUCCGAGUCGGAUUGAUACAGAAAGAUGACCACUUUCUUCGGAGCAAGCCGAUUCUGUGGAAGUCAACCGAAUGUGAUAUUGAAGUCUGGGGAGUACCGUAUAGCGCGAUCAUAGAUUCGGGAGCGGCUGUCCUAGCGAUAUCACUCCGAGUAGUCGAGAGAGCGGGUAGGAAGAAUGAUUUGAUUAUGCUAACCGAGAAGGACCAGCUCGUAUUGGCUGACGAGGAGAUGCUCAAGACAGUAGGGCGAAUGACGAAUGUCGCGUUCCGAUUGGGAAAAGUGCAUGCUUUAGGAGAUGUUGUGGUGCUGGAUGUGAAUACAUAUGAUGUUCUUUUCAAGCUUCCUGCAUUGGUGGCGCUGCGUGCUAAUUUAAACUUCGAACGCCGAUCCGUCAUUCUCCGGAAUAUCGGGGGAAAGCCGUAUGUAAUACCCAUAAGACUAACUCUUCGAACGUCGGUUAAGGUUAACGUUCGGAUUUUGGAUCAAAUGUAUGAAUUGCAUGUGCCCCAGUAUGUACCUGAUGAGAUCCAUCGGCUGAUCGCUGAUAUUUUAAUAGAAUAUCAAGGGGCGAUUAGCGUGUCCGAUGUCGAUAUUGGGUUAUCUGUGGUCGUUCAGCAUGAGAUUCAGACCGGGAAUCAUUCCCCGAUCCACUGCAAGCCGUACCGAUACUCGUUGACAGAGCGCAAGACGGCAUUGCAGCGAAUCAGGGAAUUUGAGGCAAACAGAUGGAUUGAGCCUGCCACCGGUCCCUGGUCAUUCCCAGUUGUAUUGGUUCCUAAAAAGAACGGGUCAGUCCGCAUAUGCAUCGAUUAUCGAAAGCUAAAUGAUAUCACGAUUAAAGAUGUGUAUCCCCUUCCCCGGAUUGAUGAUCUGCUUGAUGCGAUCGGGUGUGCUAACUACUUCAGCAAGUUCGACAUUCAGCAUAGGUUUCAUCAUAUCUUGGUGAAGGAAGAAGAUCGGCCCAAGACCGCCUUCGUUUUGUUUGAAGGCACGUGGCAGUGGGUUCGGUGCCCGAUGGGAAUCUGCAAUGCGCCUGCCACAUUUCAGCGGGCGAUGAACGUGACUUUUCAUAAUUUCGUCAAUAAGACACGGCUGACUCAGGGGAUGAUUAACUUCUGCGUCAUUGUGUACAUGGAUGACAUUCUGGUGUACUCGGACACGUUUCACGGACAUGCGCAGCACAUCGAAUUGACGUUGGGUUCGUUGAGAGACGCAGGUUUCAAGAUUGCGCUGGAAAAGAGCGAGUUUUUCCUCCCGGAAAUCUCGUUCUUGGGGUAUGUGGUGACACGAGGAGGCCUGCGGCCGGACUCUCGAAAAGUCGCGGCGGUCAAAGAGGCCCCGGUUCCGACCUCACUGACGCAGGUUCGAGCCUUCUUGGGCCUGGCCUCGUAUUACCGGCGGUUCAUCAAGGGGUUCGCGGCUAUAGCAAGGCCUCUGACAAACCUGCAGCGAAAAGAACAACCCCUUCAUUGGGAUGACGAGUGCGACCAGGCCUUCGGGACCCUGAAGGAUGCUCUCGUCAUGGCCCCGAUUCUGAUUCGACCGGACCCCUCUCGGCAGUUUAUUCUCAUCACCGACUGGCAGCCGGAGGCUAUCUCGGCCAUUCUGGCACAGAAGGGAAACGAUGGGAAGGAGCAUGUCAUUGAGUACGCUUCCCGGACGGUGCCAGACGAGCGACGAAACGAUUUUGCGCUACAAGGAGAAUGUUAUGCGGUAGUGUGGGGUAUCCAGCACUUCCAUCCGUAUUUGUACGGUCAAAAGUUUCUGCUCGUCACCGACCAUGAACCUCUGUUGGCUCUGAAAAAGCUAACCAACUACACGGGCAUGAUCGGACGAUGGGCAAUGCGGUUGCAAGAGUAUGAAUUUGACAUUGUUCAUCGAAAAACGGAGAGACACGGCAACGCCGACGGACUGACAUGUUUGCACCGACCCGAGCGUCCAAGAUGUCGGGGGCUUCUCACCCAGGAGCUUACGGUCCCGAUUGCGCAGCUGGCCGACGAUCUUGACGUCAGCAUUGUCUCCCAGGUCGACCCGCGCUUGGUGCCCCAUGUCACCUCGCGCACGCUGUCGCCAUAUCUUCAAUGGUCAGCUUGCGUGGAGGGCUUCCCAUCGAGAAUUCCUCCUUCACGGUUGGAUUAUUUGGAUCCGCGCGACAUCGUGGAUCCCGCUUUCUACAGACCGUCAUACGAGGACGAAUUGGAGGAGAUAAUCCGCGAAGAGCUCGCGGAAGAAAGUUCGGAGGAAGAGGAGGAGAAUCCGAACGAAGACGAAGAGGGGUCAGCACAGCAACGAGAAGGAGAAGAAGACGAGCUCCUGCAAAUGGAGAAUGAAGAGGAAGAAGAAGAAGAAGACAGCGAGCAAGGGAGCGGUGACGACAACGACGAGGAGCACGCCGACGAGGAUCCCCAGCUAGAAAUUGCACCGGUUGCUGAUCUUCAGAUCAGCAACGAUCCAACGCUCGACCCGGAGCCACCUCAGCCAGACGACGACGAUGUGGCCCAGAUGGCUGGGCCAUGCUUGCAAGUCCUUGUUUCUGCCCUCCCUGUCCUGGAGGGAGCGGUAGAAGCUGCCUUUGGGUCUAUCCUCAAAUCCUACUCUGCGUACAAAGAACCGACCUCGCCCGAACUGCUAAAUAUCAGAUUUGAUCUCACAACGUCGGCGAGAAUUCGAUACAAACCGUAUUUAACGAUAGACCUCUCGGAGUUCGGCUAUGUCGACAUAGAGGUUGUAUGCGCAGAUACUCCUUGGUGUCCGGACUGCCGGAGAUUCUUCCACUCAGCAGGGGAUCCUGACUGCCCGACGAACAAAAGGAAGAAAACAUAUCCACAGAAGUCAAAGGGCAAGGCCCCUGUGGAGGAGGAAUCUGAGAAAGAAAAGGAUAAAGGCAAUGGACGCAGGAAACAGAAAGAGAAGACGUCCAAACAGAAGGUUGACCAGACCUUCCAACCCCAAAACAAGAGUGGGGGGGGUCGGGACGAUCACAAGACACAGAAUAAAGAGAAUCUGAGUGAAUCCUCCAAGGGUUGGCAGAUGGUGGUUUGGCGGGGCAGAAAGAAGAUGACCUAUAUGCCCAAGGGGGAUGCAAACCUCGCUGGGGACGAGGCAACGAAAGCGGUUGACAAACCAGGCGACAAAGCUGGAGAGUCAGAGGAAGGGCAAGCCGACAAAACGGCUAAGGAAAAGGACUGGGAGGAGGAAGGAGGAAAAGAGGAUAUAAGACAAAAGCCUCAGACAGAGGCCGAAGAGGAAGGAGAUGGGAAGAAGAUUGAUGACUCGGAACAGAUGGAUGAGGAUGGGGAAAACGAAGAGGAUGCCUUGAUCCGUAAAAAAAAGGGGGAUAACAAGGCAGAAGCUACGGACAGGGAUCUGAGGGAUAUGGAUUCUAUGAGAAAAGCAAAUCCAUUCUGGAAACCUGUGCCUGACUCUAGCUCAGACAAGGGUCAGACAGAAAAACCUCUCGUUGAAAACCUGGGCGAGGACGAAGUAAGUACGAAAAACGAGAGAAUCUUCAUCAUUGAUGAUGAAGACAUAUUGGGGGAAGGAAACGAAGCCGAAGAGAAGAUGAAGGGUCACCGGGUUGUGCCUGAAGGGGAGGAUGAAGAAGUUGAGGAGGAAGAGGAAGAAAGAGGGACAGGAGAGAAGAGUGAGGCAGAAAGUGGCGAGGAAUCGGACAGAGACCUGCUGGGAUUCAUGGGAAAAGAAUUGGAGGGAGACCCCCAAGGACAGACGAAGUCAUCAGCAGAAAAGACGGACGUACCCGACUUGAGAAGUGGCCCCUCCACCCCGGUGGGCGAAAAGACCGCAGGAUUGGGGUCCUUUAAAAUAUACGAUAAUUUAUUUUUUCGUCCGGUCCCGUCAGUCUCUGAGCCCCAACAUCUACAGCACCCAGAAGGGAUUUCCCCCUCCAUCCUUGGCGGCUCUGGUACGCUGCAGAGAGGAGGAAGGAGGUGGAAUGAUACCCUAAAGGGAGAUUCGCCCUCCAAAAGAAAGAAAGUACUUGAGGGAAGGGGGGUUGGCUCAUAUAGUGCGGGCCACAGGGUGUCGACGACCGCCAUCCUGCCCUUGGACUUAACGAAAACCCGCAAAAGAUCUUUCCUACAUCAGACAGGAGGCAAACAGCUAUCUUUUGCGGGACCAAUGAAAACUCUGACAAAGAGGGACAAAGUGAAAGGGCCGGCCAAGAGCUACCUGGCCCCGCUCAUUUGCUCUGAAACACCGCUGGGCACUAUGGUGCUGACCAGAAUACUGACCAAUGAAGCUUUGGAGAUCCCGGUGAUCCAGGUCAACUCCCCCCCGACUGAGGGGGAGGUGCUGGACCUGACAAAACGCCAUGUGCUUAAUCACACCAGAUCAGUCUCCAUCUUACCAACAAUGAAGAGAAUGAAGAUCAGCAUGGCCCCUACGCAAGGAUGACACGAAUAAAUCGAGAAAUGGUCCAAAUUUUUGAAAAAAAAAACUUCCCCUUCGACGUGGUUGGGUGCCAUUCUGGCCGCCUAGCAUCAUUCCGUGCGGAGGUUGCGGUUCUUCUUCCUCCGCCGGUGGUCAUCAGCAGAUGAUGAGUGUUCAGGGACGUGCUCUACUCUCCUUGGCUGAACGCGCGUGCGUUCCGUACGAACGCGGGUGAGUUCCGUACGAACGCGCGUGCGUUCUGUACGCGGACACGUGUCGUAACACUGUCGUUAAAAGCGGGAUCAGAACAGCAUCAUCAAUCGGACAAGCAUAGCAUCUAUCAUCAGGAGAUUGCUCGUCAAUCAAUCAGCAAGAAGGGU